This is a messenger RNA of Aspergillus mulundensis, 1155 nucleotides long. RefSeq names its product Stk19 family serine/threonine-protein kinase. Gene Ontology annotation, biological process: positive regulation of Ras protein signal transduction; protein phosphorylation. The transcript is spliced from 2 exons. The record is from RefSeq and is a predicted model, not a curated record. Gene Ontology annotation, molecular function: protein serine/threonine kinase activity. The coding region runs from base 1 to 1155 and encodes 384 amino acids. Lineage: Eukaryota; Fungi; Ascomycota; Eurotiomycetes; Eurotiales; Aspergillaceae.
AUGCCACUUCGACUCACCUCCGCCCCAGUCUCCGGUAUUAAAAAGCGCAAGUCCUCAGCUCAGUCACGCCCCCGUGCGUCCCCCUUCGCCAGCCAUGCCCGCAGCAAACCCUCCGUCCGCCCUUCGACACCUGGUGGCGUGAACUCGAAGGCGAACGAUAUCGAGUUCGAAGAUUACGGCCCCCUCGAAGACCUCGGUCUAUCGCGCCAUAUCCCCGAAACCGCACCCGUAGAUGAUGUCCUCGAUGCGAUUAAACAUACCAAGGAGAACAUGUUCGAGGAGCUCCCCGCACGGGCGGGGAUGAACAGCACGCGGAUCGCGCAGGUGUUGAAUUUCAGGCGCUCGCUGCCGCCUCUUGUUUCGGUUGCGCAUGUUCAUACGAUUCUUGAUGCACCGACGAAGGUUGAGAGGGAGGUUAUGGAGCUGGCGACGGCGGGCACGAUAAGGCGCUUGAUUGUGCCGGGGAGGGGGAAUGAUGCGGCGGGGCUGGGGGAUUGCUUGGUCUUGACGGAACAUUGGGAGGCGCUUGUUAGGGAAAGUGCCUUGGAUGAUGGCUUGAAAGAGAAAUUCCUUACAGUGCUUAAUCGCAUCGGUAAUACGUGCGCUAUACCGGGGACGGCCUUCUCGAGCGCAGAAUAUAUGGCCUUGGUACGCGCGGGAUUCAUCGUCUCGUCUUCAUCGCUGGCCAAGGGCACAUCUAGUGUUCCGUCUUUGCCGAAUCUACCGAGCAUGGCUCCAACGAUGCCGGCUAGUCGAAUGGGCUCUAAUACUUCUGCGAACGAUACAGAGCCGACACUCCGAUCCCAGUUCCACACGGCAACAUUAUUCCUCUCUCUCCCGAACACCGGACCAUACCUCAAACUCCUAGGCGGUGGACGGGACCAUCUCAUCGCACUCCUCAAGAAGUCGCCAUCCGGAGAAGCUCCGCUUACCCUUCUUCGAGACCGAUGGGACGGCGCAGUCGAGUCGGAGCGCAGUUUCAGCGUAGCGAAACGAGCGAGGGGGGAGUUUGCGGGAAUCUUACCAGGCAAGACGAAGAAGUGGAAGGAUUUCUACGGCAUGAGUUUUCGAUGGGUGCUGGAGGAGGCGGUUGGGGCUGGCUUGGUGGAGAUCUUUGAUACGGGGAGUGUUGGGCCUGGGGUGCGCGCUUUAUGA